This is a messenger RNA of Anoplopoma fimbria (sablefish), 3735 nucleotides long. RefSeq names its product family with sequence similarity 120B (gene fam120b). The transcript has 14 exons. The record is from RefSeq and is a predicted model, not a curated record. Gene Ontology annotation, cellular component: nucleus. Lineage: Eukaryota; Metazoa; Chordata; Actinopteri; Perciformes; Anoplopomatidae. Bases 79 to 2298 code for a protein of 739 amino acids.
GAUUACAGGAAGUACUUUGAAUUAAAACACAACAACGGCAUACCCUGCUCAUGUAGGCUACACCAAUAUUUUAAAAAAAUGGGUGUAAAAGGUCUUCAGUACUUUAUGGACAGUUGCUGCCCAGAAGCCUGUGUGCCUGUGAACCUGAGAGAAAUGGCCAGACAACAAAUUGCCAAACGCCAGCAAGGUUGCACAAGCACAGCUAACAAUAACAGCCCCACUCUUGUUGUGGAUGGUAUGGCCUGCCUGCGUGGGUGGUACUCAUGUAAGGACUGGGUGUGUGGGGGGCAGUGGACGGAGUACAUGGAUGUGCUGAAGGGCUGGGUGGAGGCCUUCACAUCAGCAGGCAUCAGACUGGUCUUCUUCUUUGAUGGAGUGGUGGAAGAGAAGAAGAGACAAGUGUGGGUGAAGAGGAGACGCAGAGUGAACGGGGAGAUUUCUAAAAUGUUUCGUUACAUUAAGACUUAUGGAGAGCAGCCUGGUAGAGAUCUCUUUUGUCUGCCUUCUGGUCUGGCAACAUUCACAUGCUUUGCUCUCAGGUCAUUGGGUCAGGAAGUGUUUUGCUCAGUGCAGGAGGCCGACUAUGAGAUUGCCAGCUAUGCUCGUCAGCACGGCAGUAUGGGCAUUCUGAGUCAGGACUCAGAUUUCAUCAUAUACGACAGUGCCCCCUACGUUUCCGUGGCAAAGUUGCGGAUAGACAACCUCACCACUGUCAUGUACGACCGAGAGAGGCUCUGCCGAACCAUCGGACUGACCGUUACCCAGCUACCACUGCUGGCCUGUCUCCUAGGUAACGAUGUGGUGUCAGAGGUGCAGAUGCAGCACAUCAGGAACAACGCCAUGGCGACAUACAGGACAAACAAUCCUACACCACACUCUGGUGCUCCUCAGGGGCAGAAGGUGCUAGCUGUGUCCCACCUUGUGAGCUCCUUGUGGGGAAGAGAGGAGCAAGAUACUGAGCUUAUUCCUCCGUCUCUAAAUCUGUCAGCCCCUCACAGAGAGCUUCUGAAGAGGGGGGUCCGCUCUUACUUGCUCCCUGGACAGGAAGCUUUUCAGCGAGGUGACAUCUCUGCACCUCCCCCUGCCUUUGAGAAACAUGUUAGUCCAGAAAUAUUAAAGGCCUGCAGAGAGAAGCAUGUAGCAACGGAGGGUUUCAUGGUUUACAGUGUUGUGUGUCAGGGAGUCAUUGAAUGUAGCAACACUCUGGAGGAUGAGGAGAACGCUGAGUUGCUGCCUCAGGCACUCGUCUACAAGCCCUGCAGACAGCGCAUCUAUGGGAUGCUGCUGCUGCACGGCCAUGAUGGCAGCAGCGUCGACCUUCCAGCAAUCAGGGAAUGGUUUGUCUAUCCUGGAAACCCUCUGAAGGAACCUGACGUGGUCUACCCGGUCCCAGUCAGUCUCCCAUGUGAUCAACCCAGUCUGGACUUGUUAUGGUUCGGCACUGGUCCUGAAGUUUCUACUCUUCGUUUGACGUCCUUCCUUUCAAUCUUUGAUUGCCAGGAUUUCUCUGACUUGUAUGGAGUUAUUGAAGACUCUCUCCUGGCUGCUCUCUGCCUGGUCACUUACAUAGUCCUCCAGGUACAAACUUUGUCUCAAGAGGACAUUGACGCUUACCUGAGUCAGGCUGUGUGUCUGAGACUAAAGUCCCCUGAUGAGCUUCAACAGAUCAAGCUGCCCGUCCUGUCCAGUCGUGCGGUGCAGCUGGGAUCGCUCUACAUCCGUGGACUGAGCCACCUGCUGGGUGCAAACUGUGCCAGCGGCGGCCCGCUGCCCAGCGCUGCCCUUAUGCCUUGGCACAGCUUCGAUGGACGGCUGUUCCACUCAAAGUACCUGCUGGCACAUAGCGGCACAGAGAAGACUGUGCUGCUGGACAGAGAUUCUGCCUGUUUGUCUCUGUUUCUCCGCCUGAGAGAGAAACUUACAGAAACCUGCAGGAAGCGGGGCAGAGUCCUGCAGUCCAGACCCUUUGCACCAGAACAAGGUCAUAGAAUCACACCAGGACCCAGAUACAGAGGAAGACACGCAGGUGGUGGUGAGAACUGGAGGGGAAGAGGAGAGACAACAGGAGGACAUCGACAUGGAGGAGGAUGGAGGGAGAGAGGGGAGGCAAAUGGAGACCCGAGUGAAUAUGACAGCAGAGAGAGACUGUGGCAGAGAGGAGGACAUUUUGACCCUCACUCUCAUUCUUAUCCUUAUGGCCAUGAUGGAGGACCGCAGAACACGAGCCGUCCGCCAUCACAGUCCAGAAGUCGAUCGUACCGCAGAGGGAGAUACAGGCCGAAUACCUCGGAGUACUGAACAAAGCAAAUAAACUCUGCAUUAUGAAGGUGUUUCAUGCACAUUUUUGAUAAUAAUAAUUUCAGCACUAUUUUUGGGACACUGGAUUAAAAAAGUAUGAACAAAUUAGAUUUUUUUUGCGCAAAUUUAGUGUCAAUUGCUCAGACUAGGUGGUCAUUCUGUUGGGUUGUUUUGAAACACAAAAUGGCACCAGUCUUUCUAAUUAUUCUACGAUGUAUCCAUUAUUUAUCAGAGAAAUGUGCAGAUGUUCCUCUUCUUUAGUGUUUCGUCUGUUCUUAUCUCCUCUUUAAUGUCACAUUUCAUCCUCCUCUCCUCUCAGAUGGUCAUAGCCUCCCUGCACCCGAAUAGAGAGGAGAGAAGAGGAGGAUUAGAAGGGAGGAUUUGAGGAUCUAAGGGGAUGGAGAGAGAUGUGAUGAAAGAAGUGAAGGAAUCAGAUUUCUCUGAACAAACUGAUUAGUGAAUUACCCGUCAGGAAUGUUUGUCUAAAGGAUGCAGUAGGUAGAGAAAUGGGGAUUAAGUGACGGCAGAAUGAAGAGAUUAGGAAUCAUCAUUCAAUUUGCCAGUUUGACCUGAGUUUGUCUUUUGUGCAUUUUAAAAUAAUCCGGUAGGCCUACUUUAAAAGACAAAUCAUUUCAAAGCCUCUCCUUUAUCUCAGGGUAAUUAACCUGUUUUAAUGUGAUGGAGAAUGGACAGUUUGCAUCAGCACUCACCAAACAAACACAGAAAUGAGCUACCUCAAACAUGCACUGAAGUAGAUUAAUGGUUAAUCCCCAAGCCUGUUUUACCUCUUAUCUGUGACAGUAAAAGAACAGAGAUCUUAAAAGCUGUGUGUGGCCAGUGGCAUAAUCCUUUUAAAGGCAUGGUUUUAACGAGAGAAACAGUAAUGCAGGUAUCAAAUAUCAGCUUAAAUAGAGCAUCAGUGGCGGAGAUUUAUACACCUUUGUAAAGUGAUACCAAGAGCCGUUUGUGACAUUUUGGCAAAAAACAAAGUGAGGCAACCUGAGUGUUUGGUUUCUUCAUACACAGAAGAAUGUGAGUUGUCUGUAAUGGAUACGGAUAGAGAAAGAGGUUUAUAUGUUUAACUGUAUUUGUACUAACUUGUAGUCAAGUUAACAUGACUGAAAUGUGUGAUUUCACACUAUGUGAUAAUGAUAUUGAGAGUAUUGAGCAAGUGUAUGUGUGGAUGUGUGUGUGUCCAUGUGCAUUUUUGUUGAUGAUGAAUGUAUAGCCUUUACAGCCAGGCUCUUCCUGUAGCACCGUGAAUGUCGUAAAACUUACCAGAGAGGAAAAGGAUGCAGAGAAAGUUCCACAGCCUAAGUGCUCUUGUUUCUGUAUAUGUGUGUGUGUGUGUGUGUGUGUGUGUGUGUGUGUGUGUGUGUGUGUGUGUGUGUGUGUGUGUGUGUGUGUGUGUGUGUGUGUGUGUGUGUGUGUGUGUGU